AUGUUCCCAUUAAACAAGAUUAAAUGGAUGUGCAAGACGUUACAAUUAAGGAAGAUCGUCAAACGGCGAGAAAGCCGAAGGCGUUUCGUCUUCACCUCAGCCGCACGGAGAGGAAGCUCAACAGCAGCUGAAGAACUGUCGAAAAUGGUGACUUACAAGAGAUUUGCCGACGAGCACCCGAAGAUCUACCAGAUGAAGCUAUGGGCUACCAAUGAGGUCCGAGCCAAGUCGAAAUUCUGGUACUUUCUGAGGAAGCUGAAGAAGGUGAAGAAGAGCAAUGGUCAGGUUUUUGCUAUCAAUGAGAUAUUCGAGAAAAACCCGACCACAAUCAAGAACUGCGGCAUCUGGUUAAGAUACCAAAGUAGAACCGGCUAUCACAACAUGUACAAGGAGUAUCGUGACACAACGUUCAAUGGUGCAGUCGGGCAAAUGUACACUGAGAGGGCAUCUCGACUUAGGAAAGGUGAGGCCCCCAACAAGGAAACUCAAGACCACUUACAAGGCGUCCAGGCUCAAGGCCCAACCUGUUUAUGUAAGAAGUCUAUAUGCAUUUUUUCAAGUAUUUUAGCACGAGAGUUGAUGACCGCCAAUGGGGAAAAGGAUGGCAGUCGCAACGACAGUGCUGCUGAGCUCAGUCUAUCUUGA
Molecule: messenger RNA, 645 nt
Organism: Striga hermonthica
Lineage: Eukaryota; Viridiplantae; Streptophyta; Magnoliopsida; Lamiales; Orobanchaceae
Source: the annotation of a GenBank genome assembly